Messenger RNA from Puccinia graminis f. sp. tritici CRL 75-36-700-3, 1857 nucleotides. RefSeq lists its product as uncharacterized. The record is from RefSeq and is a predicted model, not a curated record. The transcript has 8 exons. Bases 435 to 1637 code for a protein of 400 amino acids. NCBI's taxonomy places the organism in Eukaryota, Fungi, Basidiomycota, Pucciniomycetes, Pucciniales, Pucciniaceae.
AAAUACAAAGUACAACUUGCCCGGGAGUGCCAAGGGUGUGUGUGUGUCCUUCCUCCCGGCGGCCGAUUAAUGAACAGCCAAUCUCUUGUUACUGAAGGCGAACCAAAUGAACGCUCCAGCUGGGUUAUGGAGCUCUAUUAAACAUAGUUGCUAUUCCAAGUUCGAAUCCAGAAAUAUUUAAUAACACUAUCUUCCUCAGACCAAGAGUCUCUUCAAUUCCUUGAACCUCUCUCUUUUUUUUUAUUCAAUAUCGAAUCGUUAAACAACGCGGGCGUCCUUUGUCCAUCUGCGUUGUUUUCUGCUCUUUGUGGAUCAGAGUUGAUUGAUUCAACUCAGAAAACAAGGAGGACGCAUUUCUAGGGAAUUAUUUCUAACUGAGGACGCCGUUGUAGGUGAACCGCCGACGUGAUAUACUUGUGAAGGCGCCGCUCAAGAUGAUCCGAAUAUCAUUCCUCUGGACACUUUUUCUACUAGCAUUUCUUUCAAAGACUUCCCAGUCUCGUGCCUUCCUGAAUCGACGACAGAGAGGCGCUGGCGGAGCAAGUCCUACUUUCAAGAUCAAUUCGGAGCAGGCCGUGGCCCAAGCUCAGCUUGCACAGACUAAAGGAGUUGUAGCUGGUCAAGCAAGCAAUGAGAAGAUCGUCCCGAUGACUGCUGAGAUUGGAGGAUUCGCAAUCCAAUUCAAAGUUUCUGGUGAUCCUUCUGAUCUCCAACCAGCGGCCAAAAACGGAGCGGUCAUCCGGGCCACCGAGACAACAGCCGGCGAUGCCGCGGCAGGAAAAGGAAUCAAUCUUCUGCUUCAUGGAGACGGAGGUCAAUCCUUUUUCGACUUCCCAAACAAGGGCGAUCAAGUCGGAUUACUGGGGGUCGUCGCUCUGGCUCCCAAUGAUAAAAUGUUUUGGGGCGGGGGUGGUGGAAACCAGCGCACCGAUGGAGUAUUACAUUCAAAAUUGCUAGAUGCGUUAAUCACAAAUGUACUCCCUCAGGUAAUCAAAAUGGAUUCAUCCAAAGUAUUUUUCAUGGGAAUUAGUGGAGGAAGUUUUCUUUUGGCAGGAUUUUUCUUACCAGCUUUUGCGGAAAAAUACCAAAGUGGAGCGAUCCUUGGAUGUGGAGCUCUUCCACCACAAGUGCAACCAUCAGCAAAUUUCGGAAAAACACUAGAAACGAUGCGGAUACAUUUCCAAACUUCUGCUCAAGAACAGGAUGGCAUUCAAGUCACGAUUCCUCAAGCAAUCGUAUCUUAUCUCAAAGCCGCUACAGAUGCCCAAGUUGACAAGAAGGCGCUAGCGAAGAAACUUACUGCUGAUGCAACUCCCAAAGGAACCCAUUGCGUUUUCGAUGGAAAACAGUUUGUUAGCGGAAUCCAACUGUUGACUGAUAAUUAUUCUAGAGUAAUUUUUGGAGAUGGGGAUAUAAAAGGCAUCGGAAAGGUUUCUACAAGUGCAGCGGACAACAACCAGAAAUUUGCGAGUGGUGUUCCGGUAGCCAAACUGAGGAAUAAUGCAGCUGGGGGUGUUCCACAAGGCUCUCAGCUGAGAACUGCAGCAAAGGGUUUUCCACAAGGGACUCAACUGAGAAGUGCAGCAGGUGUUUUUCCACAAUCACCUCAACUGAGAAAUGCAGCUGUUUUCAAAUGAUUGAAGAUGAUGGAAGAGAUUCUCAUUGUACUAAAACCCACCAAAACCCAAAAUGAAAAAAAAAAACUGGGAGUGUUGAUGAUUGUUUGUUCAGAAAAAACCAUGAGAAUGCAAACAAAUUCAUCUUGUUUUGAGUCCUGCCCCCAAGCUGUAAUCAUGCAAAUCAACAAGAACCUUCUUGGCUUCCCAAUGAGUCAUUGGCUGUCAAGAAUUUUGGGUA